AUGUGUAGGAGAAGAGAGAAGGGAUUUUUGGGUGAAGAGUUGCUAGAAACGCAAGCAAUACAAGCGGGUGCACUGCUUGGUGCGUGGACAGAAAAGUGUGAUGGUGGUGGCCGCGUCUCCUACGUGGUUUGGGAAACGGGUGUUGGUGUUGGUUGGUGGGAUGUCCUGGAAGAACUUUGCAUGAGGGAGCUUUUGUUGUGGGAUCUACGUAGUGUGAGAGGGCAAGGGAUAAUGCAUCAAGGAUCACACGGAUUUGGAGGAUAUAGUGGGGCUUGACUGUCCUCAUAGCUGCGCCACUGUGGUGCUACUAUCAGCUACUAUCAAUGAGAGUUUCGCUGUUCUGUACUGGACCCGGCAUUGAGGAAGGUUGACCCUGGGUAAGAUGCUAAGGUGCUGAGGCAGAUAUUUCCUAAUUUGCGGAAGAUGGAGUGAGGUUGGUGAAUAUAUUGAUUUUGUUUCUACUGAUGGUUUAAAUUUCCAGGUUCCCCCUUCACGAGAGUGUGAUAGUUGCUUUCCUAGGAAUGUGAGGAGUUCAACGACUUUCCUAGACCGACUUGGGGGCGCGGGGAUGCUCGCUAUUGGUUAUUUGCGAUUUCUCGUCAUUUCUGCUGUGUGAUCUAGAGGUCUCAUGCCAUGACCUAGCGGUUCAAUAGAGGUUGCACUCUUGGACAAUUGAUUUAUCAAUGAGAGCAGCACUUUUCCACAGGCGCGGUGCUCGUCCCUCCACGGAAAUAGGAACUAUUAACCCCUCUACUAUAUCGGUGUUUGCGCUUUAGUGCAAGACGUCGGUCUCAGAAUUGCCGGUUGUGAGGAAGCAGCUGACAUAAGCGCUGAAAGCUGCGCCACACGAAAAUUUCACAUAAUAUGCCAGCAUUAGAUAUCUGCGGUGUAUCUAGAUUUCCAGAGCCCCAGACCCCAAGACGGGUGGAAUAACGCCUGUUUCGGCAAUUUCGUGUCGCCUUGAAGAUACAUUAUUACACCUUUUCCCCUUUAAAGCGUCACUCUAAAUCUCGCCCGGCCUCAAUGCAUCAAAGGUGUAUCUCCCUACGCUCUUUUCCUUUUCUUUUAGCUCAGGCACCGGAAAUGCGGCCAGCCGCCCUCAUCUCUAGGGUGCCAAACACCCGUGUGAC
Molecule: messenger RNA, 1130 nt
Organism: Tuber melanosporum (Perigord truffle)
Lineage: Eukaryota; Fungi; Ascomycota; Pezizomycetes; Pezizales; Tuberaceae
Exons: 1
Coding region: 1-276 (91 amino acids)
Source: RefSeq, a predicted model, not a curated record